AUGACCAAUGGUCCACCACCUUGUCCAUUAGCUAAACAGGUUAUGGAUAGAUUUGCUGCUGCUAGGAGGAAGCUAACAGAGCAACAUAUGCAACAUAUGCAGCAGCAGCAAAUGCAGCAGCAAAUGCAGCAGCAAAUGCAGCAACAUAUGCAGCAACAUAUGCAGCAAGAAAGGGACAGGGAGAUACACGAACAGCAUAUGCAGCAACAACAGGAUAAUAUACAAGGAUAUGCGCAAAUGCAUCAGUUGCUGCAGCAACAGCAACAGCAACAGCAACAGCAACAGCAACAGCAGCAGCAGCAAAAGGAAGAAAAAGGAGGAAAAAAAACAAAAGGAUUAAAAAAGAGUAAAAGUCUAAGACAAAGACAGCAGCAGCAGCAAAGACAGCAGCAACAGCAGCAUAUGCAGCAACAUAUGCAGCAAAUACAGCAGCAAAGAAGAAGAAUAGCAGGAGAUCAAGAAGAAGAACAACUAAGAAUUCUUCAAGGAAUACAGAUGGAGAAGCAGCAGGAAUUAUUAAUGCAGCAGCAGCAGCAGCAGCAGCAGCAGCAGCAAUUACAAUUGCAGCAGCAACAGCAACAGGAACAAUUGCAGCAGCAACAGGAACAGCAGCAGCAGCAAUUGGAACUGCAGCAGCAACAAGAACAGGAACAGCAACAAUUGCAACUGCAACAGCAACAGGAACAAGAGCAGCAGCAAAUGCAGCAGCAGCAACAACAGCAGGAACAGCAAUUCCUGCAGCAGCAGGAACAGAAGCAGCAAUUGCAACAGCAGCAGGAGCAGCAAUUCCAGCUGCAGCAGCAGCAGGAACAACAGCAGCAGGAACAACAAUUCCAACUGCAGCAGGAACAGCAGCAGGAACAGCAGCAGGAACAGCAGGAGCAACAAUUCCUGCAGCAAAACCAGGAGCAGCAAUUCCUGCUGCAGCAGCAACAGGAGCAGCAAUUCCUGCAAAAGCAGAACCAGCUGCAGCAGGAGCAGCUAAUGCAACUGCAGCAGCAGCAGCAGCAGCAAAGGCAACUGCACCAGGAGCACCAGGAGCAGGAGCAGCAGGAGCAGCAGGAGCAGCAGGAGCAGCAGGACCAGGAACAGCAGGAGCAGGAGCAGCAGACGCAACUGCAGCAGGAGCAGGAACAGCAGGAGGAGCGGCAGCAAACGCAGCUGCAGCAAGAGCAGCAAGACCUGCAAGACCAGCAGACGCAACUGCAGCUGGAGCAGCAGGAGCAGCAGACGCAACUGCAGCAGGAGCAGGAGCAGCAGGAGCAGGAGCAGCAGGAGCAGCAGAUGCAACUGCAGCAGGAGCACGAGCAGCAGGAGCAGGAGCAGCAGACGCAACUGCCGCAGGAGCAGGAGCAGCAGGAACAGGAGCAGCAGGAGCAGGAGCAGCAGACGCAACUGCAGGAGCAGGAGCAGCAGGAGCAUGAGCAGCAGGAGCAGCAGAUGCAACUGCAGCAGGAGCAGCAGGAGCAGGAGCAUGAGCAGCAGGAGCAGCAGAUGCAACUGCAGCAGGAGCAGGAGCAGCAGGAGCAGGAGCAGCAGGAACAGGAGCAGCAGACGCAACUGCAGCAGGAGCAGGAGAAGCAGGAGCAUGAGCAGCAGGAGCAGGAGCAGGAAGAGCAGCAGAAACAGCAACAACAGCAGCAAGAGGAGGAGGAACAGCAGCAACAGCGAGAGGAACAAGAUGCUACACUUGCUGCUGUAGCCCUUGCUGCUCCACCAGCUGCUGCUGCAGCACUUGCAGCAGCAGCAGCAGCAGCAGUUGCUGCAGCAGCAGAGCAGGGGGGAGAUGCAAGAUGGCAAGCAGCAGGUGAAGCCGAUCUCAAGAGAGACGGGAAGAGCGAAGAAAUAUAUCUUGCUGCUGCUGCUGCUGCAGCAACAGCAGCAGCAGCAACAUCAGCAGCAGCAGCAACAUCAGCAGCAGCAGCAACAGAUGCUGCUGCUGCGCAGGCCCGCAUGAGGGACAAGAAGACCCAAGGAGAUUGGGGGUUUAUUCAAUACAGAAAGAUCUAUUCAUGCAUGCAUGCAUGUAGCAGCAGCUUCUGCUGCAAUAACAGCAGCAGCGUGAACAGCAUUUGCAGUGGUAGGAAGACGAAGGAUUUUAUUUCCGUAAAGGAAGGGGUGCAGCAAAUGCUGCAGCAACUGCAGCAGCAACAGCAGCAGCAGUAG
Molecule: messenger RNA, 2166 nt
Organism: Eimeria maxima
Lineage: Eukaryota; Apicomplexa; Conoidasida; Eucoccidiorida; Eimeriidae
Exons: 2
Coding region: 1-2166 (721 amino acids)
Source: RefSeq, a predicted model, not a curated record